Messenger RNA from Cyprinus carpio (common carp), 6388 nucleotides. RefSeq names its product 1-phosphatidylinositol 4,5-bisphosphate phosphodiesterase eta-2-like. Gene Ontology annotation, molecular function: phosphatidylinositol-4,5-bisphosphate phospholipase C activity; calcium ion binding. The transcript is spliced from 23 exons. NCBI's taxonomy places the organism in Eukaryota, Metazoa, Chordata, Actinopteri, Cypriniformes, Cyprinidae. The coding region runs from base 587 to 5254 and encodes 1555 amino acids. Gene Ontology annotation, biological process: phosphatidylinositol-mediated signaling; lipid metabolic process. The record is from RefSeq and is a predicted model, not a curated record.
AUUUCGACGCAGGGAGAACUGUUGCUCCAUAAAGGAACACCCACUGUGUGCAAAGAGCUUUCAAAUGACAACUUCCUUUACCUUCAGUGUGGAGCUGUGUGCCUGAAGCUUUUGCCUGCAAUGAAAAAAGGCAUGUUCUUUGUACGAAAGUGGAUCGGAGCUGUAAAACUGGUGCCUGGAGAAGUGUUUUACUCGCUCUCACAUCAUCUCCAGAUCACACUCUGAACUACCUGCUUCUGUUCCCUCAACACCCCCGUUCACAAAGGUGUGCUUCCCUCUGCAGGUGUGGUUUUGCUGCAGGUCAUUGGCACACUGAUCUCGUGUCUACAGGUCAAUUACUGGCUGUGGAGCUCCGUCAGACGGUUGUAGCACACCUCCAACCACAAUCACUCCCAAACCCAGACGCUGAACAUCUGCUGAACGUCCUGCUGUACACUAGAAACCAGAGGAGCUUUCUUUUUUAUCAAGAGCAUCAACAGAUAACUUUGUCAGGAAUCUGUAGAACCGGAGUCACACAUGACUGUUUCUGGGGCUGCUGAUUGCAUUUGCAUGUGAAUUUCUUUUGAAUGAAAACAAGCUAAGCAAUAUGGAUACAGUCUCUCUGAACACCUCCCUGUUCUCUGGCAGUCAGAGCAUCAGUGCGGAUUCUCCCAGUUUGUCCAUGAGAUCUGUAAGCUUCAUCAAUGACACGGAUUCGUCCCGCAGCAGCAGCACACUCUUACACUGGAACUUCUUCCUGGCCACCAACUACAUCAGUGUGGUGGAGAAAUGCAUGAGCUCCAUGCAGACGGGCACUCAGAUGGUGAAACUGCGUGGAGGAUCCAAAGGCCUGGUGCGCUUUUUCUACUUGGACGAACACAAGUCCUGCAUCCGCUGGCGGCCCUCUAGGAAGAAUGAGAAAGCCAAAAUCUCAAUCGACUCCAUUCGGGAAGUGUGUGAGGGGAAGCAGUCGGAGAUCUUCCAGCGGUAUGCCGACGGUAGCUUUGAUCCCAACUGCUGCUUCAGCAUCUACUAUGGUGAGCACAUGGCGUCUCUUGACCUGGUGUCAGGUACAGGAGAAGAAGCUCGCACCUGGAUUACUGGCCUUAAGUACCUUAUGGCCGGCAUCAGCGAUGAAGACAGUCUGGCCAAGCGACAACGCACUCGUGACCAAUGGCUGAAGCAGACCUUCACAGAGGCCGAUAAGAACGGAGACGGCUGCCUGAGCAUCAGUGAAGUGCUGCAGCUCCUGCACAAGCUCAAUGUCAACCUGCCCAGACAGAAAGUCAAACAGAUGUUUAAGGAGGCAGACACUGAUGACAACCAGGGCACUUUGGGAUUUGAAGAGUUCUGCUCUUUUUAUAAGAUGAUGUCAACACGGCGAGAUCUGUACCUGCUGAUGCUCACCUACAGCAACCAUAAAGACCACCUGGACACAGACGACCUCAAACGCUUCCUCGAGACCGAGCAAAAGAUGACAAAUGUCUCAAAGGAGCACUGCCUCGAAAUUGUGGCCAAGUUUGAGCCUUGUCCUGAAAACCAGACACUGGGUGUCCUGGGUAUCGACGGUUUUACGAAUUACAUGCGCAGUCCUGCUGGGGACAUCUUCAACCCUGAGCAUUACGAGGUGAACCAGGACAUGACGCAGCCUCUCAGUAACUACUUCAUCGCUUCCUCCCACAACACCUACCUGAUGGGCGACCAGCUCAUGUCCCAGUCUCGGGUGGAUAUGUACGCCUGGGUGCUGCAGGCGGGCUGCAGAUGUGUGGAAGUGGAUUGCUGGGAUGGACAGGAUGGAGAACCAAUCGUACAUCAUGGCUACACCCUGACUUCCAAAAUCCUCUUUAAAGAUGUUAUCGAAACCAUCAACAAAUAUGCAUUCAUCAAAACCCAGUUUCCAGUGAUUCUGUCCAUUGAGAAUCACUGCAGCGUCCCUCAGCAGAAGAAGAUGGCUCAGUAUCUGACUGAAGUGUUUGGUGAUAAACUGGAUAUGUCCUCCAUCCCUGCCGACCCGUCUGGACUUCUGCCUUCACCUGAAGCCCUAAAAGGCAAAAUACUCAUCAAGGGUAAAAAACUGCCCCCAAAUAUAGAUGAGAAUGCAGAGGAGGGGGACGUGUCUGAUGAAGACAGCGCCGAUGAGAUGGAGGACGACUGUAAGCUGAUGAAUGGAGAUACAUCUAUGAACAGGAAGCAGGCGGAAAAUGUUGCAAAGAAAAAAUUAGAUAACCUCAUGAAGGAGUCAAAGAUUCGUGACCGGGAAGAUCCGGACAGUUUUACCAUCGCAGCCCUGCCGCCGACGGGAAAACAUGACAAAUCACCGCUGAAGGGAAAAGCAGAAGACAGCACUGACACUGGAGACGAGGCCAACGUUGGUGGCAACAAACGUCUGGGUAGAUCUUUCAUGGGGAGCUUCUCCAAACGCAAGAAAAAGACAAGUAAACUGAGGAAGUCCUCUAGUUUUGAGGACACGGACACGGAUCAGGAGAGCUCGAGUGGGGCGUCUAAAGCAGCAGCGCAUCACAGCAGAAAGAAAAAAACUAUGAAGUUAUCAAGAGCACUUUCUGAUCUGGUAUACACGAAAUCUGUGGGCACACCAGACUUUGAGGCACAAGGGGGCAGCAGUGGUCGGCAGGUAUCAUCGAUGAGUGAGACCAAAGCCCAUCAGUUAAUGCAGCAGAAGCCGGUGCAGUUCAUGCAAUUCAACCAGAGCCAGCUCUCGCGUAUCUACCCCUCCCCUUACCGCGUGGACUCCAGCAACUUCAACCCACAGCCCUUCUGGAACGCCGGCUGCCAUCUGGUGGCUUUGAACUACCAGACAGAGGGCAGAGUGCUGCAGCUCAACAGAGCCAAGUUUUAUUGCAACGGCAACUGUGGUUACAUCCUGAAACCUGCCUGUAUGUGUGAAGGUUCAUUUAAUCCAGUGGCUGAGGAUCCUUUACCAGGACGCUUGAAAAAACAAUUGGUUCUUAAGAUCAUCAGCGGUCAGCAGUUACCCAAGCCUAAAGACUCCAUGCUGGGUGACCGAGGAGAGAUAAUCGACCCAUUUGUGGAAGUGGAGAUUAUCGGUCUACCAGUGGAUUGCUGCAAAGAGCAAACCAGGGUGGUUGAUGACAACGGGUUCAAUCCUAUGUGGGAGGAGACGCUCGUCUUUACUCUUCACAUGCCAGAGAUUGCUCUUAUACGCUUCCUGGUUUGGGACCAUGACCCAAUUGGCCAAGAUUUUAUUGGCCAGAGGACCAUUGCCUUUAACAGCAUGAUUCCCGGUUACCGACAUGUGUAUUUGGAAGGCAUGGAGGAAGCUUCCAUCUUUGUUCAUGUUGCAGUGAAUGACAUCACCAGUAAGGUUCGAGCAGUCAGUGGUAUAAAAGGACUCUUUCACAGAAACCCAAAGCAGGCAUCUCUCGACAGCCAUGCUGCUGCUCUGCUCAACCGUAAGAGCACCUUCGGUGCUCACCUUCUGCGCCGCACAGCCAGUGCCCCCACCAAGGGCCAACCCAAAGUCAAGAGGGGCUUCCCUGAGAUCUCCAUUGACACAAAAGAUUGCAGCUCGGAGGGUGCCAGUGAGGAGCGGGAAUCGGAAGAGGGGCCACCUGUCCACCACAACGGAGAUACUGCAUCUGCAAAAUCAUGGGGUCACGGCACCAACGGGCAGCUUCACCCUGACGACAGUAAAGAAAAUUCUGAAGUGCAGAGUCCAACUCCAUCCUUGAACACCUCAUGUCCGGGAUCCACUACUGAGGAAUUUCAGGAGAACAGUCCUUUGUCCUCCACACAAACCCCUCUGGAUACCUCACCACAUUGUCCCUCCACUACAUUGUCUUCACCAUCCACAGCAAUAACAACAUCUUCCAAUGGGGAAAAUCUCAGCCCUGUGAAAAAUAAUGAGGACAUUCGGAAAUCAUUUGCACUAACCCAGUGUAUUGGUCCAUAUAGCACCAGUGGCAAGGAUUCUGGGAACAGCCACAUCAUCUCUUCACUUUCCACCAAUUACCUUGACAUCGGAUGUGAUACGCCCCCAUUGCCAGACCAGGAGGAUGUGCAAAAAGCAGUCACUGAUCCCAACAAUCCUGAAAUAAAAACACGACAGACAGAGACAGAUGCCGUAAAGGAAACAACCGCCACUCAGAGCUCUCAAAUGAUGCAGGAGUUGAAGGGCGUGUUUGACAGAGACAUUGGACGAAGCAUGCAAACGGGACUGAGGACCCCAGUCAGAAGGACCAAAAGUGAAGGACAAAUGAAGGCAGUGAUAAAAACAGACGGCCCAUCAGUGGUCCCCGAAGUCUCUAUCGACGCCACUUUAAACGACAGGCUCUGGAGCAAACUCGACCCCAGCAGCCAUCGGGAUAGCGUGUCAUCGUCUUCCAGCAUAUCGUCCAAUGACACUGUGAUUGAUUUGUCCUUGCCCAACCUUUCCAGAAAGAGCCUAACCUGUCUUAGUGCAGCCCGGGACUUCUCGGACAACCAAGUAUCGUUGGCGAACAGGACCAGUCAGCCUCGGUCGGCCAUUGUAGCGCGCAACGUCUCACUCGUCAGCAAGAGCAAGUCCAACCCCAACCUGCGGGAUGGUGAGAUGUGCGAGCCAGAGGAUGAGUUACAACCCAGGCCUUUGGCUGCAGAGAAAGACCCCAUCCGGCCCAUGCAGAGGCGCCACACGUGGAGCAGGUUAUACAUGGAGGGCUUAAAGCAGUCUUCCACUCUUGCAGCUUCUGCUGGCUCUAAGAGGUCAACCAUCCCCUCGGCAAAAGACAUGGACAGCAGCUCCAAAUCCAAGAGUCUUGGAGAUCUCACUUCAGACGACAUUGUCUGUCAUUUUGAGAGCAAGUAUCGCAGCAUUAGCCGUAGUUUCAUUGUGAGGCCAAGCCGUCAACUAGGGAAAACUCUUAGAAAGCCCCAGAAUGACCUAACGGAGCAGCUCAAGAGGCUCACCGAUGUGGAGCCCCUCACUAGCAAAGACUUUGCUCAGUGCAGGAACGAUUCCGAAGCGGGACAGGAAGAGGAGGAGAUGCCCCCUUUGCAGAGGAGUUCCUCACGGAGCCAGAGCCGGGUGAGAUACAUCGCUAACCGAGCCAGGCAGGCCCAAGAGAGGCAGCGGCUGCAAAGCUUGACUAGGACGUCUGGGGGCCCCAUUGAAGAGCGUGGCAAUCCUGAAGGAGCUUGUAGUGUAGCCCACAGUCCCUGUGUUAGCUUGGAUCUUUUGAGCCAGCUUCCACCAGGACCACCCCAACAAAGCCCUCUGAGCCCGGACAAUGAGAUCUUCUUUAUGCUCCGGCUGUAAAAGGACGAAAGAGUGUUGAGUUUUUUUUGUUUUUGUUUUUUUGGGGAGCAAGAGGACACAAGGUGACCAGCCUCUACCUAUCACUCAUUAAGAUACUCCAAACAUGUUGAGCAGUCAAACAUUUCUUAUCUGCACCUACUGUAAUACACCUUACAUUCUGGCUUGAUGGUAAAAGUUGGAAAGCACACAGUCUUUUUUUUUUAAUGCCCAUUGUUGACCUGCUCCCAACCCUGAAUAAUGAGCCGUUAAAGGGGAUGAGAUGCUAAGCUUUAAUCUUUAAAUUGGAUGCAACGGUUUGCUAGUUUGUACAAAUUAUUUGUAAAUGUGCAUGCAUGUUAAAAAAAAAAAAAAAAAAAAAAAGCCAAAGGUGCAAAGCCAGAGGAUUUUUUAAAAACGUGUGUUAAAAUCUACAAGAUUGCAUGUAGAAAUUAUUACAAACAUUCUUAAAUUAGAUUAUGCCUGUGGCAUUUGUAGUACUGUAUUUUUUUUUUUUUUUUAAGAUGCAGCUUAUUGCAGCAAUAGAUAAAAAUGUAAGCACUACUGAUUCACCACAGUGAUUCCCUGGACUGAGAUGUUUAUUAGUCUGCAGCCAAAAUACAAAUGCAUUUGUUUGUGUUGUUAAUGGUAUGAGAGCAAAUUUUGUAACCAAGCAUGGGAUGUAUUUGUCACAAUAAUUUAUUGUCCCUUGAAACUAUUUUUAAAAAGUAAUAUCAAUGACUGCUAUGUUCUGUUGUUUUAGUUUUUAAUUUAGUAAAAUUACAACUUACAGUAUGUUCUUUAGUUGAGUUAGUGACUAAUGAAGUGUAGCGCUAAAAAUACGGUAAUUCAUAUACAAAUUGCAUAUCUUCACUUUAUGUACAGUAGCUUACCUUUUGAAAUUGUAUUGUUUGUCACUUGAUUUCAAUAUUUCUCCUGUGGUCUACUGUAUUUUUAUGUUUCAAAGAUUUUAUGAUUUAAAAAUGUACAGUCUAUUAGAGUCUAGGUAAGCAGUUAUGUAGAUGUUGUUCAAUGUCAUUGUCAAGUAUACUAAUACCUUUUAUUACCUUUGGGUUUUUUUUUUUUUUCCUUUUUUUUUUUUUUUUUUUUUUUAAGAAUGCUACUCAGUAACAGGGGAAUAAAUUUUUACCAAUUACA